AGCCGAAUGCCGUUGUGCACGUACAUAUAGAAGGUUGUCUCACAGGCCUCUUGUUACUCACCAUUAUGUCCAGCAGGAAACUGCCCUCUUUCGACGAGCUGCCAAAAUUCCACAAUUUUUCGGGGUGUGCUUGGGACGUAUGGGGGAAAGACGAUGAGUUGGGAACUGUCAACUUGUUGACGGAAGACGUUGUGAAGAUAGCCACAGAAGAAAUCAAAUUGGGGAAGACCAUUUGCUUGAACUGGCCUGUCAACUUUCCUGAGAAGCCAUUCUACACUAGACAGACACCUAUUAUUCAUUCUUGGCGGAAGUCGGACACAAUCAAUGAUGACUCGAUUUCUAUCAACACACAGUCGGGGUCUCAGUGGGAUGGCUUGAAGCACUACGGUAUCGCGCAACACAAGGUUUUCUAUAAUAACACUCCUUCAGAAUCCUUGUACAGAGGACACAUCUCCAUUCCUGACCCAGGGAAGCUUGACCCCAAAUUGAUGAAGUUAGGUAUUCACAACUGGUCUCAGCAUGGAAUAUGCGGACGUGGUGUCUUCCUGGAUCUGGUGGGUUAUUAUACGUCUGACGGCCUUCCGUUACCGUACGAUCCAUGGACAACACACGGAAUACCAUUGAAGGACAUUCAAGACUGCGCUAAAAAGCAAGGUGUUGAAUUCAGACAAGGCGACAUCCUCCUGCUACGCAUGGGCUUCAUUCAGAGAUUCAGUUCCGCAACUCCUGAGGAACGUUUAUUCUUUCAUGGAAAGCCUGAGACCUUCGCUGGCAUUGAGCAAACUGAAGACAUGAAACGAUUCCUUUGGAACAACCAUUUCGCUGCCGUUGCGUCCGAUCAGCCCGCUUUGGAGCGUGUGCCGCCUCCACAAGGAAUACCACAACUCCAUCAGACAAUAUUAGGCUUGUUUGGUAUGCCCAUAGGCGAAUUCUUCGAUCUGGAGGCUCUCUCCAAGUUCUGCUCUGAGACUGGGAGAUACACCUUUUUCUUCUCUUCUUGGCCGCUCAAUGUCCUUGGCGGCGUAGCAAGUCCUCCUAAUGCUGCUGCUUAUUUCUGAGUGUAGCUUGGUUGUUGUAGGAAUGCCGACGAAGAUUGUAACAGCAUGCUGCCACGAACAUGUAUAAAUAGAUAACGAAUACAGCGAUGAGAACCUG
Molecule: messenger RNA, 1155 nt
Organism: Somion occarium
Lineage: Eukaryota; Fungi; Basidiomycota; Agaricomycetes; Polyporales; Cerrenaceae
Source: the annotation of a GenBank genome assembly